AUGGAACUAGUUUCCCCAACAGUGAUUAUUCUCCUCGGUUGCGUUGUUUUUUUAUUGCUCCUUCAGUGGAAAAACUUGCGUGGACCGCCGUGCAUCGGGGGCUGGAUUCCUUGGAUAGGCGCUGGAUUUGAGUUUGGGAAAGCCCCUCUAGAAUUUAUAGAGAAAGCAAGAAUCAAGUAUGGACCAAUAUUUACAAUCUUUGUUAUGGGACACCGAAUGACCUUUGUGACCGAAGAAGAAGGGAUUAAUGUAUUCUUAAAAUCAAAAAACGUAGAUUUUGAACUAGCAGUACAACAGCCCAUCUAUCGUACAGCAUCCAUUCCAGAGAAGGUAUUUUUGGCUCUCCAUGAGAAAAUCUUUGUUGUGUUGAAAGGGAAGCUUGGAGCUUUUAAUAUAUAUCAGUUAAGUGAGCAACUGACUGAUGAACUGCAUGGACAACUGGAGAAUUUAGGCACUCAUGGGACGAUUGAUCUGGUCAACUUAGUAAGGCAUGUCCUUUAUCCAGCCACCACAAGCAUCCUCUUUAAAAAAGACUUUAUCCCCACAAACAAGAGUGAAACCAAGAAAUUUUAUCAACAUUUUCAAACUUAUGAUGAAAGUUUUGAAUAUGGGUCCCAGUUGCCAGAAUGUUUCUUAAGAAAUUGGUCAAAAUCCAAGCAGUGGAUCCUAGCACUUUUUGAUGAAAGCAUCCCAGACAUUAAAACAUCUAGGCCUUCAAAACCUGAAGCUAUGACUGCAAUGCAGGUUAUACUGGAUAUCCUAAAUGUGGAAGAAUAUGAGCAUAAAAGUUCCAAUUAUGGUCUCUUAUUUCUUUGGGCUUCUCUGUCCAACACUGUUCCUGUUGCCAUUUGGACACUGGCAUUUAUACUUUCUCAUCCUGACAUCCACAAGACUGUUAUGGAAGACAUAUCUUCUGUGUUUGGCCCAGCAGGAAAAGAUAAGAUUAAAGUGUCAGAGGAGGACUUGAACAAACUUUAUCUAAUUAAAUGGUGUAUUUUGGAAACUAUUCGUUUAAAAGCUCCUGGUGUCAUUACUAGAAAGGUGGUAAAGCCAAUUAAAAUUUUGAAUUACACGGUUCCUUCCGGUGACCUGCUAAUGUUGUCUCCAUUUUGGCUACAUAGAAAUCCAAAGUAUUUUCCUGACCCUGAAUCAUUCAAACCUGAACGUUGGGAAAAGGCAAACAUAGAGAAACGUAUUUUCUUGGAAAGCUUCAUUGCAUUUGGAAGCGGGAAGUACCAGUGUCCCGGAAGGUGGUUUGCUCUGUUGGAGAUUCAUACAUUAAUUAUUUUAAUACUUUAUAAAUAUGACUGUAGUCUCCUGGACCCAAUACCAAAACAGAGUUUCCAACAUCUGGUGGGUAUUCAGCAACCAGAAGGACAAUGCCGAAUGGAGUAUAAACAAAGAAAAUGA
Messenger RNA from Elephantulus edwardii (Cape elephant shrew), 1410 nucleotides. RefSeq names its product 24-hydroxycholesterol 7-alpha-hydroxylase-like. The transcript has 12 exons. Gene Ontology annotation, biological process: bile acid biosynthetic process; cholesterol homeostasis. The record is from RefSeq and is a predicted model, not a curated record. Gene Ontology annotation, molecular function: iron ion binding; oxidoreductase activity, acting on paired donors, with incorporation or reduction of molecular oxygen; steroid hydroxylase activity. The coding region runs from base 1 to 1410 and encodes 469 amino acids. Lineage: Eukaryota; Metazoa; Chordata; Mammalia; Macroscelidea; Macroscelididae.